AUGACAGACAAAGAGGAUCCCUCCAGGCCAGCGCCCACCAAUAAAGAGACAACCCUAGUGACAACAUCCCAUCCCAUCGAUGAAGAAAUCGCUGCCCGCUCCAAGCAGACACAGAAAUACCCAGUAAAAUGGCACCACUCAACAUUCUACAACGCCCUCAUCCUCGGAAUCUGCAACUUCCUCGCUCCGGGGAUAUGGGGCGCCAUGAACUCCCUCGGCGGCGGUGGUGACGAGAAACCCUACCUGGUCAACGCGGCCAAUGCCCUAACUUUCUGUCUAAUGGUUCUUUCCUGUUUCUUUGGUACAGUAAUUGUGAAAUACAUCGGUAUUAAAUGGACCUUCAUCCUGGGGACCGUGGGCUUUGCACCCUUUGCGGCGGGGUUGUAUACGCAUAACAGGUACGGGAUGGAUUGGCUUGUUCUCCUUGGUGCGGCGCUGUGCGGUUUGUCCGCGGGCAUUUUCUGGAUGGCGGAGGCAGCUAUUGCGCUUGCGUACCCUGAGCCAUAUAACCAGGGUCGUUUUCUGGGGUUCUGGCUCAGUUUCAGGGUGGCGGGGCAAAUUCUUGGAGGAGCUGUGAAUCUGGGUAUCAAUGCGAAGAACAGUCAGGCUGGGAAAGUGUCGUAUACCGUGUUUGAAUUGUUCAUUGCACUGCAGGCUUUGGCGCCGUUUGUCGGAUUAUUACUCUCCCCGCCGAAAAAGGUGCAGAGAACGGAUGGCCUACCCGUUGGACUGAGAAUAUUCGACCAAAGUUGGACCGCGGAGCUGAAAGAAGUCGUCAAGCUAUUCGUCAGUCGCGAUUUCUUACUUAUUGUCCCCCUGAUCUGUCAGGCGGUGUAUAGCGAGGCCGUCAUGUUCACAUACCAGGGCCUGUGGUUCUCCGUUAGAGCUCGCGCAUUGGGUUCGUUCUUGUCUGGUAUCGUCGCCCUCAUCGGCGGGAACCUGCUCGGUGCGUAUCUCGACACUAGGAAAGUCUCGCUCAAGACUCGAGCGAGAACCUCGUUUAUCAUCGUCUUGGGCUUUCAAGGAGCAUGGUGGAUAUGGGGCACUGUCCUGGUCACGCGAUACAAUCGUACGAAUCCAGUGUAUGACUGGACUGAUCCUGGAUUUGGGUCGGGAUUUGCUCUGUUCUUGUUCUGGGUUAUUGGGUUUCAGGUUAACUAUCUUUACUUAUACUUUGUUGUCGGUAACCUGGCCAAAAACGAGCAGGAAGUUAUUCGUAUCGCAGGCCUACUUCGUGGGACAGAGUCUGCUGCCCAAGCUGUUAGCUAUGGCCUGUCCAGCGUCAGCAUCAUGGGCGCCGUCGGCGAUGUUUACCUAAACUUUGGCCUCUGGGCUCUUGCUCUUGUCCCGGCUUGGUUAGUCGUCAAGGAGAUUGGCGUGACCAAGGGAGAUUUGAAGGUUGAGCGUGAGGAAGCGUUGAGGGACGCUGAAUCAAGCUGA
Messenger RNA from Talaromyces marneffei, 1440 nucleotides. RefSeq lists its product as uncharacterized. NCBI's taxonomy places the organism in Eukaryota, Fungi, Ascomycota, Eurotiomycetes, Eurotiales, Trichocomaceae. The transcript has 4 exons. Bases 1 to 1440 code for a protein of 479 amino acids. The record is from RefSeq and is a predicted model, not a curated record.